Molecule: messenger RNA, 1883 nt
Organism: Vigna angularis (adzuki bean)
Lineage: Eukaryota; Viridiplantae; Streptophyta; Magnoliopsida; Fabales; Fabaceae
Exons: 4
Coding region: 125-1531 (468 amino acids)
Source: RefSeq, a predicted model, not a curated record
GCUAGUUCCUGCAUUAUCGUCAUCAUCAAGUGACCGUUCAGCUCACCACCCCAGAUUCAAAAUACAACGUUGUUUCUUCUGGUUUGUUUCUUCCUCAUUUCUACAAGACACCAUUUUCAUUGGCAUGAAAAAUUCUUGUUCUUCGUAUGAAAAAAUGGGGUACUCAAAUGCACCCAGGGCGUACUACUCCACUCUGCACGAUUCAAUCACCUCUCUAUGCAAGACCAUUCUUCCGUUGGGCCUCAAGAAAAAGUGUUUGGUUUCCGCAGAGCACACACUGUGGAAACUUCAAUCCGACAACCUCAAAUGGCAGCAAGACUCUCUCCAUCAGAUUCUCAACUUGAUGGCUCUACACAAAGAUGACAUCCUCUCUGAAGAUGAGGUUUCGGCUUUCAGGGCCCAUUUGCUUGAUACCCUUCUUGCUUCUCCCCCUCCAGAACAGGAUCAUGCCUCCAUCAUCAAAGACAAGCUUAUGUUCUUACAGGAACUUCUUCAUGCCAAAUGCAUUUCUGAAGGAGAGUAUCAAUCUUCAAGGAGGCCUUUGCUUGUGAGAUUGGCAGUUCAAGGAGGUGAGAUCGAAGGCAGGGAAGUGAUCAGUGCAGGGCUGACAGACACCAGAGAAAAUCCUGAGGAAGAAUGGUCAGAUAUUGACUUGAAGGAUGAUCAGUGCUUGAUGAACAAAGAUAAUUCAAAUUCCAAGAAGACAUCAAAGCAGCCAAGGAAGCAGGUUAUGAAAGGAGCAACCUCGGUUUUAAGCUUUGGAUCUCCUUUCAAACCUGGGAAAAACUCGAUGGAGAAGAGCAUAUUCAAUUCACCUACUUUGCACAUGCACUCAACGCAAUCAAAAGUCUCUUCUCCCUCUAUCUUUACCCAAAGUGAAUUGAGGCAUCCUAAGGAAAACAAACCCUUCGGGGAUGGAUCAGAGAAGAUGAAGAGGAAGCCAUUUAGAGCUCUAUUUCAUAGGGAUAAAAAUAAGAAAGAGGGGCAUGGUGGUGGAGAUCAUCAUGGUCUUGAGGCAGAGAAAUCAGCAAAAAACCAAUGGGGGUUUGAUGGGUUGAGGAAAGGCAAGAAAAGUGACACAGAUGAUGACACAGUUCCUUUGUCUCUAAAUGAGAGGUCUGAUAGUGAGGCCUACUUCUAUCAGCAUUUUUCAAGAGCACACGAUGAGGUGUCUCUGAUGAACAAGUUGCAGCCUGAUCAAUCACCAUCUGUUUUUUCCGUGGAUGACAAGGUUUUGGAGGACUAUGUAAAGAAGGAGCUGUCAAGAAUGCCUACAGAAAUGAGGAGCGCAAACACAAAUCUCAACUUCUCACCAAGAUUUGACCAGCAGAGUGAAGAAGAGGUGAAGAAACAAUUGAAAAACAGUGUUGUUGAAAUGGAAAACAGGCACAAUAAUGCAGAAGUGAAACAUGAAAACUCGAUGGGAUGGACAACAUUUGAAGACGAGGAAAAUCUUCACCCUAACCUUUUUGUUCACCAUGGUAAAUCAUUGCAAAGCCUUAGCAACAAUCCAUUUCUUCUUCAUGGUUAGAGUAAGUGGAUCAUCUCACCAGAACCAGCAAAAGUGUUAUCGUUUGAAUUAUUUGUAUAAUAUAUGUGUUUAUAUUUAUACCAUAAUGCGGUCUCUCCUAAACAAUAUUUAUAUUUUACAUAGGAAAAAAUAAAUUUAUCCUCCUAUAUUAAUAGAAAAUCACUCAAUUGAUUCAAAGUUUUAAAAGUUUAGUUUUUUUCUUACCCAAAGUUUAGUUUUUUUUUCAUCUAAAUUAUAUGCACGCAACUAACCCCAAAAUUCAUGCUGAGAGACCCAAAUCCAACAAAAUGUAUUAUGGAACUUCAUGUAAACAGAGUUUAUUUUUGUUAUAUAAUAGAAGAAAAGUUGAUAA